AGCCGCCAGACGUCUUUUUGCAGGAGAGGUUCGACAAGAGAGGAAAACUUCUGAUACACCAUGGUAUCGAUUAGACUCCCAACUCUAGCGCCGGUGUCGUAUGAACAUGCUGUCUUUAGUUUUAGUUUUAGUCUUUUUAUUGCUGUUCUAUUUCUUCUGCUAAUUCGUCAGCUGCUCAGACAGAGGAGACCCAAAGGAUUCCCUCCUGGUCCAUCACCGAUUCCUAUUAUAGGGAACAUUCUGUCUCUCGCCACGGAACCGCACGUCUUUCUGAGGAAACAGAGUGCUAUCCAUGGACCGAUCUUCAGUCUUGACUUAGGAGGCAUUUCGGCUGUCGUGUUGAACGGGUAUGAUGCAGUGAAGGAGUGCCUUUACCAUCAAAGUGAGGUCUUUGCCGAUCGACCAUCCUUGCCUUUAUUCAUAAAGAUGACAAAAAUGGGCGGCCUCCUCAAUAGUAAAUAUGGCAGAGGGUGGAUAGAACACCGCAAGCUGACCUCCAAUACAUUCCGUUACUUUGGCAGUGGCCAGAAGAUGUUUGAGAGGAAGAUCUCAGAGGAGUGCAUGUUCUUCGUGGACGCCAUGGACGAGCACAAAGGGAAGCCCUUCAACCCCAAACAUCUUGUGACCAAUGCCGUUUCCAACAUCACCAACCUCAUCAUCUUUGGCCAGCGCUUCACUUACGACGACGUGCAGUUCCAGCACAUGAUCCAGAUCUUCAGCGAGAACGUGGAGCUAGCCGUGAGCGGCUGGGCCUUUCUCUACAACGCCUUCCCCUGGAUCGAGGUGCUGCCCUUCGGAAAGCACCAGAAGCUGUUCCGCAACGCGGCCAAGGUCUACGACUUCCUGCUGGAGAUCAUCGAGCGUUUCUCUCAGGGCCGGGUGCAGCAGGCGCCCCGUCACUACAUAGAUGCCUACCUGGAUGAGCUGGAGCAGAGCAGAGCAGACCCUGGCUCCUCCUACUCCCGAGAAAACCUGAUAUACAGCGUGGGCGAGCUGAUCAUCGCCGGUACAGAGACCACCACCAACACCCUGCGCUGGGCCAUGCUCUACGUGGCUCUUUAUCCCAACAUACAAGAGAGGCUCCACAAGGAGAUCGACAGCGUACUGGGGGGCGCUCGACCCCCCUCAUUGGAAGACAAGCAGAAUAUGCCCUAUGUGGAGGCGGUGCUUCAUGAAGUCCUGCGCUUCUGUAACAUCGUUCCCCUGGGGAUUUUCCGUGCCACCACCCAGGAUGCGCUGGUCAAUGGGUACUCCAUCCCAAAGGGCACCAUGGUCAUCUCAAACCUGUACUCGGUCAACUUUGACGAGAAGUACUGGACCGACCCGGAGGUGUUCUGUCCUCAGAGGUUCCUGGACAGCAAAGGGAACUUUGUGAGAAGGGAAGCCUUCCUCCCCUUCUCUCUGGGGAGGCGUUGCUGUCUGGGUGAGCAGUUAGCCAGGAUGGAGAUGUUCCUCUUCUUCACCACCAUGCUGCAGCGGUUCCACCUGCAGUUUCCCCCUGGCACCGUGCCCAGCCUCACCCCCAAACUGGGGAUGACCCUUCAACCACUACCCUACGCCAUCUGUGCCGUCCGGAGGCAGCUUUGAAACCCAGCCCCCCUCCCACCCCCACCCCCAGGCACACAGACAGGCUGCCAGACAGAGACAAAACAGCUGGCCUUGCCUCUCUGAACUUUUUACGCAGAACUGCUCCCAGUUCCAAGCACUGCCCGGUGGGGCCUUUUUCUCAGCAUUUGCAUGUUUGCACAGCACUGUUUGUAAAGUCAAAGGAGCAUCGGAACAGUUACCAGAGGUCCAGGUGAGCACAAUGAGUGUGUGAACGUUUUAGCCAACAGCGGAUCCAACAGGAUGAAUCCGCAUUUCUCCUGGUGUUAUCUCACCUCCUGAUACUGGACUGGGCUCUGGUGCCGUGGUGCCUUACCGGGGGGGUUGAGACGCAUUGAGACUGGGUGGACCUCUGUGAUGGUCCCAGGCCCUGUCCCCUCUCUUUUCUCAGUCUGACUAAAGGAGAGGAGAUCCAUUUCAGCUGUAGCAGCUGGACAUGGAAUUUAGACGAGCCGUCUUUCCUAGAAAGUCUUGUACAUGUAUAUUGGCCUGGAUCCAGGCAAUAUAUUACAUCUGAACCACUGAACUUCCUCUAAGAAGAGCCCUCCAUGGGAAAACCUCUUGCCAGAAAGUUACAAGAAUUGCAGUGGGUUUCCAGAAUUGCGAAGUGAUGUCGUAUUUCAUCAGACCUCCAUCAAAUUGUAACUUCAAUGUUUUGACUUGGUAUGUUGGACAAUGACACAAUGGUGCUAUGUUGUAGAGUGUUCAUAGACAUAGUCUUACCUAAGAGCAAAAUAAACAUCUUUUCUUUUU
This is a messenger RNA of Hypomesus transpacificus, 2358 nucleotides long. It is a transcript of the gene cyp2r1, whose product is annotated as vitamin D 25-hydroxylase. NCBI's taxonomy places the organism in Eukaryota, Metazoa, Chordata, Actinopteri, Osmeriformes, Osmeridae. The transcript has 5 exons. Gene Ontology annotation, molecular function: heme binding; iron ion binding; oxidoreductase activity, acting on paired donors, with incorporation or reduction of molecular oxygen, reduced flavin or flavoprotein as one donor, and incorporation of one atom of oxygen. Gene Ontology annotation, cellular component: intracellular membrane-bounded organelle; cytoplasm. The coding region runs from base 61 to 1587 and encodes 508 amino acids. Gene Ontology annotation, biological process: xenobiotic metabolic process. The record is from RefSeq and is a predicted model, not a curated record.